AUGAAGAUGCCCAAGGGCACAUUCCCCCCGCGAAGGGAAAAGCGCUGCAACGAUGUGGAUGCAAAAAGUUGUAGAACAAGGAAACGAGCGAGUUACAUUCAUAGGUGUUUGAACGUGCGAAAGUUGCAAAAAUGUGGCGAGCUGAGAAAAAUGGAAAAUUACUGCAUGUAUGUAAAUUUGAAGGAAAUGUUAAAGGGAAUUUAUUGCAAAGGGAAUGAGAGCAAUACAAAUGGCAGUUGUCUCAAGGUGACAACAACACCUGAUGGAGAAGUGAACAAUGGAGGGGAAGGAAAUCCUCAUCACCUCUGCUGCAACUGUGCUAGCCACACCUUCGACAAGUGCUACAUCACCGGUCUACACAUUUUUGAAGGUAUUUUUUUAACCGCCUGUUCAGGUGGAAUUGUGAGCAUAUUUGACAAAAAUUUAAACAACAUAUUGAGCAGACGAGUGGCUGCAUCCCCCAUAAAUAACAUUUCAGUGAGCAAAAAAGAAAAUGCUAUGUGCUUUUCUGACAGCUCUAACCAUCUAUAUGUUGUACACCUAAACAGGAGAAACAUAUGCAAAGGGAGUCACUUUAACAUAAGAAAGAGAGGUAGCCAUUUUGACGACAGCGCUGUGUGUGGAACAACACCAUACCAAGAUGACGAUAAAAUUAGGAAUAGUUUUGACGAAGAGGACGAGCACACAUUUUUUAACGAUAAACAGUACGCCCAUUUAACAAAAAAAGAGAAAAUCAUAACUCAGGCAUUUUUGCACAAUAACAUAUCCAGUUACAUUGUGAAAAAUUUAAACUGUUGUGUAAUUAAUCCCUACUUUGAUCACCACCAAAGUAAUAGCAUUUGUGUUCUGACAUCAAACAAAAUCGUGUCUGUUCUGAACAUUUUUGAGUUCCAUAUAAACAAUGGCAUUAUAUUUAGAGGACAGAACAUUUUGAGUUUAUACUGGCAUAGUUUGUAUGUCUUUAUCUGUACGGGUUCGUCCAUUUUCGUGGUAAACUUUUUCGACAAAACGAAAAUUGCGCAUGUAGUUUUGGCUAACCUCGACAUGAUCGAAAAGGUCGAGGUCGGUCAAGCAGGCUACUUAUACGGCGAACAAAACGUUAAAAUGGACUCGUCAGUGAACCAUAACGUCGCGGAGACGAAUACAUGUAAUGAGAAAAGGGAUGACGCGGAAAAUAACCACCAAAUGAUUUGCCGGAUGGAGCCGAUUCACAUAUGCGAAUUACAGAAAGGGGAGUACAUAAUAGCUAGGGGGAAAAAUGUGAAAAUUAUAAAAAUUGAAAAAAAAAAUGGAAUUGAAAAAAUAAGCAUUUCAAAUGAAUUUGAUGUGCAUAAUUCGAUUAUUAGCAUAAGUCCAUAUUAUAACCACCACCAGAAUGGGUUCACUGAUAAUGAAGUCUUCCUUUCGGUGAUUACAUCCCUGGGUGGUGCACUAUGCCAGGGGGGGAAUGAACGUACUUGUACAUAUAUGGAGCAUGUGAUAUUGACUAGGGACAACUACGUAAUGUGUAGAAAUUAUCUUUACAUUGGAGGUACGGAAAAGGACACAAUUAGGAAAAGGUACCUUACAAACACACCGUGCACACCCUACCGUGGUGCUGAUACAAACUGCGGAGGAAGCACCCCGGGGGAUGGAACCAGCCAAAUAAGGAACCUAUUCCAGUACAUGAAAAUUACGCCCAAUUGGGAGCAGGGAAAAGGAAGUGGCUGCAUAGAACGUUGCCUGUACAUAUAUGGGAGGAAGACUCUUUUGCAGUUUCGAUCCAAAACAGUUGCCGAGUUCUUGUGUGAGAUUUUUAAAAAAAAUGCAAAAAAUGGAAGAAACAUUUUAAUCCUAUUGGAUGAACUAAGGAGGUUGCCAAUCUGCAAGAAAGAGUUAACUCUGAUUGGAUUAUCCCUCAUAAAGGCUUUCAUAAAACAGAGGAAUUACUUCAUCGCGGCAAAUGUGUUUACCCUGUUGUGUAACAAUUUUUGCGACAAGUAUCGAGUCAUCUACAACAUCAUGGAAAUGUUUUUCCGUCAGAAACACAUGCACAUUCUUUCGUUGUUUUAUCGAAAAUUGAAAGAAGAGAAAAAACAUCAGAGAGUGGGCGAACAUUCUCCUGUACACGCCUUGAGUCAUAAGAAAAGGCCAUUUGUAAGACCUAGGAAGAUGGAGAAGGAGAAAAAAAUUAAAAGCGCCUUGUACAUCCUUCACCUCUAUUAUUUCAAAAGUGGGAGAAAAAAAAAAAAAACGAAAAGGGAUAAAGAACGCCUUAAUUACGAAUGGAAGAAGAAGAAAAAGAAGGAAAGAGAAAAAAAUAGCUUCCUCUUUUUCGCAACGAAAAAAUUGUUUAACCGGUUUUUGGUUUUUCUGUUACUUUCGGAUGUUUAUGAAUUUAGGAAGGUUUACGAAAUUUCAUCCAACGCUGAUUUGGAUGCGGGCGUGUUAGUGAAGUACAUAGUGCAUUUCCUCGAGGGCGAUUUAUCAUCUCUUUUGAAGAAACAAUUUGUUCGCAGUGGCCUCGGCGGCAGUGACAUUAUCGGCAUCUGUGAUGGUACCCCCAAUGGGGGUAGAAGAAGCACUAUAAAGGGCACUGCGAAGAAAUGGGCGGGUGACCCCCACAGUAGCGACAAGGAAAGUCACUGCGCAAGCGACUGCGCAAGUCACUACACCAAUCGCAGCAGACGCAGCACCCAUGGCGACUCCCUAAAAGAAGAAAAAAAAAAAAACGGCGAAAAAGGAAUCCUUCUCGAUAUACUACUUGAUAUUUUUUUUAAAUUUAACAUCCCCCUUGGUGUUGCCCCUUUUGCAUUACUAUGCAAGGAUAGGGAGGAAGAAGAAGAAGAAGAAGAAAAAAAAAAAAAAAAAAAAAAUGAACCGUAUUGGAACAGUAACAACGGUGAAGUCACCAGUUAUGACAAAACGGCAACAGCAGGGGAGGAGGAAGAACUAGUGAAGAAGAACCUACCUGUUGCAUGCGUGCAGGAAAGUACCAAAGGGUGUAAAAAUAAGGGGAAAAAAUCUUGCAAUAACAGGUACAAGGAGAAAAGCGAAUGCGCAAAGGGCGAAGAUAAACUGGCUGACGAGGAGGAGGGUCUCCAUCGUAAGGAACACCAUAGCAAGGGCGGCUUUAUUCGCAGUUACCAGAAUUUGUCGGCUCCGUUGCCUUACGAGCGUGAUGAGAAUCAUGAGGAUGGUCAACCUAACGAUGAAAAAAAAAACACAUACCUGAGAAUGGAGUUUAGGAUAGAUAACGCAGACUGGGACGGCGGCAUCAUCCGUGGCAGGAACAGGAACGAAACCGGUGAGGAGACUACCCAAGUAGGAAUGCAACCGAGGGAGGAGGAAGAACAAACGAAACGAGGAAGCAGAGGGAGGAGGCAGGGUCCCAAUAGGUCAUCAAAGCAUAACUCAAAUGGUACAAAUACAACCAACACAGUAAGGUUGGGUAAGCUAAGGAAUGAUUAUUUUUCCAGUGUAGCAUACCACCGUAGUACGCCCCUCACAUACGAAGACCUCGCAAAGGAUAGCUCUCCAGAAAACUUAAGUUACUUCGAAAAGGAAUAUGAUAACGUAAAAAAAAUGGAAAUAAUAAAAAUGCUCAUUCGAAGGAAAAACAAAAACGUCUUUGCAUAUUUGAAGCAAUGUACCUGGCAGGUACUCAAAAAAAUAACACAAAGAUUUGUCUUAAAAUUAUUUCGUUUGAGCAGAGUAAAAACAGGAAAGCUCUUGGUUAUCGUUAAAGUGAAGGAGAAAAACAAGUACAGAUAUUUCUUCAAUCCAAAGGAUGUAAUAAAAAGGUUAAAGGAGAGACCCUUUUUUGUUUACACCUAUUUGAAGCAUGUAAAAAAUGUGAAGUAUUUGAGCAGGUACAUUCACUUGUUUCUUUUUUUGAUAUUUAUUUUUGAACCGCUUCUGUUGGUGAAUUUUUUGGAUAAGCAUUACAAGUGCGUUAGCUUCAAGCUCGUCCUCUUCUUUAUAUGUUUCUUUGAUCGGUUGCAAGUUGGAGGGUUGAUGAGCAAUGAAGAAGACACACCCACGGAGGAUCCAUCCCCUCGCAUGAAGCCACCCAAUUCAAAAAGCAACCUCUUCCAGAACGAACGAGUUAUGCUUCUGUACAGAUAUCUACUGGAUGAGCAAGUGGAGAAGGAAAAGAUGGAAGAAUUGUUCAACUACAUAAAAGAACCCUCAAAGAAGCGACUUAGGGGAGUAAACUUUUUUUUAAGUGUCAAGGCAUUUAUGUAUGUAAAAUUUGGCUACAUAAAUAAGGCUCUAACCAUUUAUAAGCAGUUAAGAAACUAUGGCGAGGUGAUUUAUCUUGUGAAAGUUCACAACCUGUUAAUUGAUGAUUCUGUCAUGAAAAAGGCGGAAGAUAAUUUAGCAUCCCUCAAUGGUGCCCCUUUUUUAAGUGGCCUAGAUAAGGGAUACCUACAUGGAAGGUUCGUUGCCAUCGAUUCGGGGGUAGGUGGUAGUUCUCCCCAAAUGGGUAUCAAUAAUAAUGAUGCGCUCGCUUCGGCGAGAAGAACGGAAAGAAGGUUUCGCCUGAGAAGGGGAAAGGAGAAAAGGAACAAGGAGGAGGAUGCACAUAGUGUGUUUGUAUCGAACGGUGGUGAUGAUCCUGAUGAGUUAGGGGAGGGUCACCCCGGUGCGAAGUCACCGCAGCAGAUGGAUCCGAACCGCGGAGCGAAUUGCCACUACGGGAUCAACUCGAUCGACCAGAUCGACCAAAUCGACCAGAUUGACCAGAUAGACCAGAUCAACCAGAUAGACCAGAUCAACCAGAUAGACCAGAUCAACCAGAUAGACCAGAUCAACCAGAUCGACAAAAUCGACCAGAUCAACCAGAUUGACCAGCUUGACCAACUCAACGCAAUCGACACGUAUGUGCGCGGAAGUGUUCACUUGGCAAACCUGGACAAAAAAAUUAUGCUCAGUUUGUAUACCGAGGUGGAGGGGAAAGGAAGGCAAAAGGGGCGUACACCCCGGAAGGGCAAAAGGAAAAGUAGCCGAAGAGAGGUUCAUGGUGGUUUCAAUGGAAGCUCUCCUCCAGGGAUAACCCAGAAAGAAAAUAUCCUAAGGAAAUAUCUGAUUGAUAAUACAUCCCCAGAAAUGCAUUACCUAACCCUCAUGUGUAUACUGCGGCAAAUCUUCUACAUAAGUGAAAUCAGUGAUAACUACAACCGAAUUUUGGUGCGAUGGAAAGAGAGCACGUACAAGUGUUUGAACGAAAUAAAAAAAAAAGGUUACGUGAUAUACAAUGGAAUUAUAAAGAAGGAGAUGAAAAAAAAUAACUUGUAUUUUCUGGACAUAAAGGACUACUACUUCAUUAAUGAUAAGGUAGAUGAGAUGCGAUCCAAUGAGUUGGAUAGGAUGAUUCCAUACAUGGAUGAGCAUCAUGGAACGGAAGAGGAAGAACAAAAACUACCAUUAAACAUUCAAAGCGAGGUUCCAUCGAAUUAUUAUUCUUAUGAGCAGAUCCAUGAUAAACCCUAUGUCUCUAUCUUCUCCUCCUUUUGUAGCUUGUGCCAACAUAAUAUUUACCGUGAUUUGUGUGCUUCCGAUGUGGGACUUAGAUGCAGAGGUGACAAGGUUGUCUUUUUUUUUUGUAAUCACCUGUAUCAUUUGAAAUGUCUUAGGGGUGAUCGACCUUUCAUUUGUCUGGCAUGUCAUUAA
Molecule: messenger RNA, 5655 nt
Organism: Plasmodium knowlesi strain H
Lineage: Eukaryota; Apicomplexa; Aconoidasida; Haemosporida; Plasmodiidae
Product: conserved Plasmodium protein, unknown function
Exons: 1
Coding region: 1-5655 (1884 amino acids)
Molecular function (GO): protein binding
Source: RefSeq, a predicted model, not a curated record